Messenger RNA from Tremella mesenterica DSM 1558, 2899 nucleotides. RefSeq lists its product as uncharacterized. The record is from RefSeq and is a predicted model, not a curated record. Lineage: Eukaryota; Fungi; Basidiomycota; Tremellomycetes; Tremellales; Tremellaceae. The transcript has 5 exons. Bases 121 to 2616 code for a protein of 831 amino acids. Gene Ontology annotation, molecular function: metalloendopeptidase activity; zinc ion binding.
UCUCCCCACCUCUUCUCUUCUCUUCUAUAUCAACUCUUCUCUGUACUCUCUUCUAACUCAUAUCCUAUCUCGUACUCGCACUCACCGGGUAUCUGAAUCUCACAGCGGGUCUGAAUCAUCAUGCGUUCUACCGCUCUGGUGGCACUUUUGCCACUUCUCGCCACCUUAUCUACCGCUUCUCCCCAUCACAAACAUCACCAUCAUUCGUCUGGCAAGCAACGCAAGACGCUCUCAUUCGGACCCACUCACAAGCACGCCACUUUUGAGGUAGCUCCUGAACCAUUUGUCGUGUCUGCCGACUUUGGGGGAGAAAUCGAUGCGACAGAAGUGGCCAAGCGUUGGAUAGCCGAUAAGGUCGGGGGACAAGAUGGUGUUUCGUUCUACCUUCGAUCCGACAGCUACACCGACCCUCGCACUCUAGUCACCCACAUCUAUGCCAAACAGCUCGUCAACGGUCUUGAGGUCUCUGAUGGAGACAUCAACGUCAACGUGGACCGGGAUGGCCGAGUGCUUUCUUGGGGUUCCAGCUUUCUCCCUUCCGCUCACAAUGCCGAAGUAUCCUUUGGUGGCGUAUCCGGCGAGACUGCUCGAACUUGCUCGAUGUUGAAAGAGAACCUCGAAGCCCAGAAGGAUGAACUUCACAAGUUCAAGGGCGAAGAGAAGGGUCCUUGGGGUAUUGUCAAGUCAGCCGUCCAGGUGAUGCUUGGAGGUCAAACCAGUGAAGUCAAGCACAUCGAUGAACAUGCUCGGAAGCAAAUCAAGAAGAACAUGCGUCACAUCAAGAACCAUCUUCGAGCCUUGUGUCACGACGACGAGGAGAUUGCCAUUCAGACCAUAUCGGAAGGCUUCAUGUCGCCUAUCGACGCCUUGGUAACUCUCAUCCCUCGUUUGUCGACUCACAAAGAGAAAAACGAAGACAACUUUGCCGAUCUCUCAGCUGGAGAUUUUGAGUCUCAUCCCAUUCACUCGCUCACUCCCAAACCCGCCCCGACUGAACCUCCCACUGAAAUCAUCACGGGCAAAGGUCUGGCGGCUGCUGGUAUCGUCGACCAUGUGCCCGCCCGUCUCAUGUACACUCAAACCUCGGAUGGACAGCCACGACUUGUUUGGAAGCUCGAAGUUCAGAAGAGGGACAAUUGGUACGAGGCUUACGUCGACGUUGCUUCCGGCGAGCUGUUGAGGAUUGUCGAUUGGGCCAGUGACUUGUCCUGGGAUUGGGACGAGCUCAAGGGUAAAGGCGAUAAACAGAAGCCUCUUCCUCCCGUGGAGAAGGCCGAGCCCUAUACUUAUGCAGUCUUUCCAUGGGGCAUCAAUGAUCCCAUGACUGGUAACUUGACCGUUGUAUCUGAACCAUGGGACAAGGUGGCUUCUCCUCUCGGAUGGCAUCAAUACCCAACUUCAUCCAACCCCUGGUCCUCCCACAUUCGCGGACAGAACGUAACCGGCAAUAUGACCACCUUCUACACUACCGUCGGUAACAAUGUCAUAGCUCAUGAAGACUGGGAAGGUCAAAACAACUUCUUGCUCAAUUACCGUCCCGUCAACGAAUCUCUCUCAUUCGUCUAUGACUAUGGUGAACCCGAUGGUCUUGCUCCCAAGGAGUACAUUGACAUGGUCGUCACUCAAUUGUUUUACACCAGUAACAUGUACCAUGAUCUUCUCUACCGACUAGGCUUCGACGAGAUCUCCGGUAAUUUCCAGGCGUACAAUUUUGGUCUCGGUGGAAGAGGUGGUGAUCCCGUCAUCGCAAAUGCUCAAGAUGGUAGUGGAUACAACAAUGCCAACUUUAUGACACCUCCGGAUGGUACUCCUCCCAGAAUGAGGAUGUAUGUUUGGGAUACCGCAUCGCCUUACCGUGACGGAGAUCUUGAGGCUGGUAUUGUCAUUCAUGAAUAUUCUCACGGAUUGUCUACUAGACUAACUGGAGGUCCUGCCAACUCUGGUUGUUUGGGUUAUGGUGAAGCUGGUGGAAUGGGUGAAGGAUGGGGUGAUGCCAUUGCGACUUUGAUUCGUCAAGUCAUUGAACAUGAUCAAUUCGAUAAUGGCACAGACACAUUCGCCAUGGGUGCAUGGGCUGCCAAUCGCGAAUCUGGUAUCCGUAACUAUAUGUACGCCAGUAACGCCACUACCAACCCUUCGACAUACAAAACUCUCGAUUCUCCUGGUUAUUGGGGUGUUCACGCUAUCGGUGAAGUAUGGGCGGAAUUCCUUUUUGUCAUGGCACAACAUCUCGUUGAGAAAUACGGUUUCUCCAAGACUCUUUUCCCGCCAAACGACCCAACUACCCCAAACGACUAUUACGUCUCUCCUCAGACGUAUGAUAUUCAAGGACGUCCUCUACCUCUCAUCCCCAAACAUGGCAACACAUUAGCCCUUCAGUUAAUUAUAGACGCUAUGAAAAUCCAACCUUGUCGUCCUUCGUUCUUCCACGCUAGAGACGCCAUCAUUCAGGCUGAUCAAAUCAGGACAGGUGGUCAGAAUAGAUGUCUGAUUUGGAAAGCUUUUGCUGAACGUGGUUUGGGACAAGAUGCUUCUGUCAUUGGUCAAACUCCUUGGGGUGGUGGUGUUAGACAAGAUGGACAUAAGGUUCCUCAUAAAAUUUGCAAGAAGGAAUAGAUUGUAUUUUCUAUCUUUUCAUUUGUCAUCUACUCGUCAUUCAUUUCCCAUCUUUUCUUCUUUCGUUCUCGCUGUGAAUAACUAUGUGUCAUUUUCAUACUAUGUGCUACAUGCCACGUGCUACAUGUUAGAUCAGAGAUAAGGGAUACUGAUAGAGAGAGAGAGAGUAGAUUCUAUCGUGUGGGAUUGUAAGUGUGAAGUUGUACGGAUGAUUGAUUGUGCGAUUUCAUUGUUUGGAUAUUUGUACAUUACAUGCUCGAUGCAUUGUAUGCCAUGAUUGUUG